Molecule: messenger RNA, 7738 nt
Organism: Mirounga angustirostris (Northern elephant seal)
Lineage: Eukaryota; Metazoa; Chordata; Mammalia; Carnivora; Phocidae
Gene: MTUS2
Product: microtubule associated scaffold protein 2
Exons: 14
Coding region: 226-4338 (1370 amino acids)
Cellular component (GO): cytoplasm; nucleus
Molecular function (GO): microtubule binding
Source: RefSeq, a predicted model, not a curated record
CUCUCAUUCAGCAGGAACCUAACAGAUAAGUCAUCCCGCUGUAUGUCAAGACAAUGCUUGGUUUUAAGACUGCUCUGAAAAUGAUUAAAGUAGUAUUGCAGCGUGACAUUGUCAGGGGGCAACGAGCAGCUUGAGAAUUUCCUAUUAAUCAAGUAGCAGCUUGAAGGAAGCUCCUUUCCAUUAAGUGGGACUGCAUGGCCAGCAGCCCCCACUGAAGGGUUGAAAAUGAGUGUCCCAGGGGCUGCAAAGAAAUCAUGUUACGCUCAGUUGCGGGACAACAGAAAUGGAGUGAAAAAUAAUAAUGAGAGUAUCCUAAGUCUGGGAGAUACAAAUGCCAAUCAAAUCAUGUUGGAGGUCAGUUCCUCUCAUGAUGAGUCUGAGACACGUGACCGGACAGAUGAAAUUGGAAAUGCAAAUUCAAGCGAGCCAGAGAAUAGUACCCAUUUCAAUAAGGAAUCUCACCAACUUCAGGGCUUUGGGAAAGGAUCGCAGUCUGGCCCCACCAGCCUGAAAGAUUUUAAAUUUUCUUCGACCGUCCAUGGAGGACUAAAUGAAGAGCACACGGUGGAGAGAGGCACAGAUAUCCUACAGACCCCUCGCAGUGUUCAGGGACCAAGUCUGUCAAGUUGGAGGAACGUUAUGGCGGAGGCCAGUCCAGAGGUUUUGGCUAAAAGGGAUGCUGAACUUCCCCGGCAUGCUCCUAAGGAUAAGUUGGCAAAGACCCUUGACAAUGAGGAAUUGAGAAGGCAUUCUUUGGAAAGAGCAAGUGGCUCUGCUGUUGUCGUGGACAUGCCCACAAGGGAACGUGGCGGGAGCCUGACCUGGCAGCGUCUGCAGCCCACGCCACUCGACUCCCCUGAAGCCCCGCGUCAUGAGCCCAGUGGCAGGGAGGGGCCGCAGAGGCUGUUGACCGCCCCCUCUCCAGGGGCAGCUCUUCCUCUAGCUGACAGUACCUCAGAGGGAAAGAGUGUGCGUCAUCCUAAACCAUCUACCUCAGCAACCAAGGAGACCACCCCCUCAGAGACCCAGAUGGAGGGGGGACAUGGACCGAAAGUCAGCAGUGAGAGCACAUCACCUUCGGCCCUUCCAGAGCCUGGUCUGGAUUCAGCUUCAGCACUGAAGGGAGUCCUGAGUAAGCCAGAAGCACAGUUAGGUCAGGGAAAGGGAGAGCUCAAGCCAGAGCUGAAAUUUGUCCCACCCCAGGCUGGGCAGGAGUUAAAGUCAAUCCAGGCCGAGGGUCUGGGAUGCCCCAAGGAAGGUAGUGUGUUACUCCUCGAGAGAAAGGAGCCAGGUGGGAAAGCACAGCAGGAGGCCGCCACUGGUGCCCUUAGCCUGUCACACAGCAGUGGCCACCACACUCGUGGGGGAAGAGGCAGGAGUGAGCAGGACAAGAGAGCAGUCCACCUAGGUGAGGAGGGUUCUCUUCAGACCAGCCCCACACAAGGCCCUGCUUCCUUGGAAGCUGCCGAGAAGCAGCCCACUGGCAAAAUUUCAUCAAGUGCAGCUAGGAAGUUGGGCGUUUCAGCGGGUGAUGGGCAUGUACCUUUUAUUCCUUAUGACCCACCAGACAGCAGGCCCUCAGAUGUCAGUGAGGAGAGCGCACUGGACAGUGGGAACAUGGACAGUGUGGCAGUUUGUACUUUAGAUCCUUCUGUUGGAGAGCUCAACACUGGGGUCCCUGAGCCCCUCGGCCCUCAGAGCAGCAACUCAGAAGUAGGGGACAGCAAAGAGAUCACUACAUCUGUCGCAGAAGAUAGGAACCUCCUAGAAAAUACUGCUAAGACUGAAAGCACCCCAGGGGGAGCAGGUGCUCUUCUCAGUGGCCUGGCACCCCUCCAUCCAGAGACAACUGUGAAUGUGACCCACCAGCCUCCACCACCUAGUAGCAGUGUUCAGGACCUUGGCGCGUUAGGUGUGGAUGCCAGGUCAGCCUCGGCUGCCGCACCCCCCACUGAUAGUGCGCGGUUGUUGAACACACCCCCGAAAGUGCCUGACAAGAGCACCUGCCCCAGUGGGAUCCCCGAGCCUGUAUUCCCACAUUCUGAGGAUACCCCUUCCUCACAGGAGGGAAUGGAGAGCCACCAGGUUGAAAAAACAGAAGAAAGGACAGAACCCAAGCCCAUCAUUCUGCCCAAGCCCAAGCACGUGAGGCCCAAGAUCAUCACCUACAUCAGGAGGAGUCCUCAGGCCCUCGGCCAGGUGGACACUUCGCUGGUUCCGGUGGGCCUUCCUUAUGUUCCGCCCACAUGUACCAUGUCUCUUCCCAAAGAGGAGAAGGCAGCAGGUGGUGAGCUGAAGCCAUCUGCCAACCUCUAUGAGAAAUACAAGCCAGACUUGCAAAAGCCACGGGUCUUCAGUUCUGGGUUGAUGGUGUCUGGGAUCAAGCCCCCAGGACACCAUUUCAGUCAAAUGAGUGAAAAGUUUUUGCAGGAGGUUACAGAACGCCCGGGAAAAGAAGAAUUUUGUUCUCCUUCCUAUACUCAUUAUGAAGUUCCUCCAACUUUCUAUCGAUCGGCCAUGCUCCUUAAGCCCCAGUUGGGAUUGGGUGCAAUGUCCCGUUUACCAUCUGCAAAGAGCAGGAUCCUGAUUGCGAGUCAGAGGUCCUCGGCGAGUGCCAUCCACCCGUCAGGACCCAUCACGGCAGCUACCAGUCUCUACAGCUCUGAUUCUGCGGCAGAUUUAAAGAAAGCCUCCGGUUCAAAUGCUGCAAAGUCCAAUCUACCCAAAUCUGGACUUCGUCCUCCCGGAUACUCUCGUCUGCCGGCAGCCAAGCUAGCCGCGUUUGGGUUUGUGCGGAGUUCCAGCGUGUCCUCGGUCUCCAGCACCCAGUCCGCGGACAGCGCACAGCCCGAGCAGGGCCGGCUGGCCAACCGGUCAACCUUUGGGAGUGAAGACCAGCCGGCUCUGAAGGCAGCUCUGCCUUCCAAAGACACACCCAAGGGGGCCAGCCGGGCAGCUCCUCCAGCAUCCUCCACUGUGACAACACCCCGCAGGAGUUUGCUUCCGGCGCCCAAAUCCACAGCUACACCUGCUGGAUCAAAGAAAGAAGUACAGAAAGAUCAAGAUGCUAAUAAACCUGCUGUUUCAUCUCCUAAGAGAACCGUGGCUUCAGCCACCAAGCUUCAUUCACCAGGAUACCCCAAACAGAGGACUGCAGUGCCCCGAAAUGGGUUUUCCCCCAAGCCGGAGCUGCAGGGCCGCGAGGCCGAGCGGCAGCUGGUACAGCGGCUGAAGGAGAGGUGCCAGCAGCAGGCCAGGCAGCUGGGCCUCGUGCAGGGGGAGCUGCGGAGGGCCCUGUGCGGCUUCCAGGCACUCGCCGUGUCCACUCAGUACUUCUCCAGAAAGAAUGAAAGUGCCCUUGUGAAAGAAAAAGAGCUGUCAAUCGAACUUGCAAACAUCAGGGAUGAAGUUGCCUUCAACACAGCCAAGUGUGAGAAACUGCAAAAGGAGAAGGAGGACCUGGAGAGGCGGUUUGAGGAGGAGGUGCGGAGGCUGGGCUGGCAGCAGCGGGCGGAGCUGCAGGACCUGGAGGAGAGGCUGCAGCGGCAGUUUGAGGCCGAGAUGGUGCGCCUGCAGGAGGAGCACCACGCCCAGCUGCUGCGGAUCCGGUGUCAGCACCGGGAGCAGGUAGAAGAUCUCACGGCCAGCCAUGAGGCUGCUCUCCUAGAGAUGGAAAAUAACCACACGGUAGCCAUCGCGAUCCUGCAGGAUGACCAUCACCACAAAGUCCAAGAACUGAUGUCUACCCAUGAGCUUGAAAAGAAAGAAUUGGAAGAAAAUUUUGAAAAGCUGCGGCUGUCAUUACAGGACCAGGUGGACACGCUGACCUUCCAGAGCCAGUGUCUGCGGGACCGAGCCAGACGCUUUGAGGAGGCUCUGCGGAAGAACACCGAAGAGCAGCUGGAGAUUGCAUUGGCCCCCUAUCAGCACUUGGAAGAAGACAUGAAGAGUCUGAAGCAGGUGUUAGAGAUGAAGAAUCAGCAAAUACACCAGCAGGAAAAGAAGAUUAUUGAGCUGGAAAAACUGGCAGAAAAGAACAUUGUCCUAGAAGAAAAGAUCCAAGUUCUCCAGCAGCAGAAUGAAGACCUCAAAGCAAGGAUUGACCAGAACACCGUUGUCACAAGACAACUGUCGGAGGAAAAUGCUAAUCUGCAGGAAUAUGUCGAGAAAGAAACCCAGGAGAAGAAGAGAUUGAGCCGAACCAACGAAGAGCUGCUUUGGAAGCUCCAAACUGGGGACCCAACCAGCCCGGUUAAACUCUCCCCCACGUCCCCUGUUUACCGCGGCUCCUCCUCGGGGCCCUCCUCUCCCGCCAGAGUCAGCACAACGCCCAGAUGACGCCGCACCACGCAGCCUGCGGGAGCCCUGGCUCCCGUCCACGUCCACCCGGUGGUUCCACCCGGAGGCAGUCAGGACCGGGGGCCGGCCCGCGGCCGGCCCUGCGCGCAUGCCCAGUAGCUGCCUAGCUGCAUCCUAAGCAAAGUCCUCUUCUGAUCCUCACAUAAGACUGUCCCGGUGUUGCACUUAGGAAAGUGUAAACGGUAGUGUCUGAUGUGCAAACGUUUGACCGUAGGUAGAGCCAAAAGAAAGAAAGAAACUCCAACUGUUCUUGAGCAAUGAACUUUCACUGCAGAAUUUCAGGUUAGUUACAAGUAGCUCAGUUUUGAAUAUACAUUGAAUAAUCAUUGUGUACUGCACCGAUAUGUGUGUAUAUUUAGAUACACGUAUAUACACAUGCAGUGGUUCUGAAUUGCAUUUUUUAUAACAUGAAGUGCUGACAUAUUUUGGUGAAGGUCAGCAGUUUUCUAACUUGUGCCUAAGAAUUAUUGGGAUAUGAAAAUGCAUUUCUAUCUAGCUUCCCAGGAAUAUUUCUACCCAAAAUAGAAAAAGGAAAAAAAAAAAAGAUACAGAGAAGAAGCGCCUUUCAACCUACCACCAAGUGGUACUCUAACACAAACACCAGCGAUUUGUGAACGGUAACUGCCUUUGGAACAGUCAGCUUCUUAGUCAACAUGAUGUGAGGUCACUAUUAUUCCAUUCGCAAGUUUUAAUUAUUAAUACUCCUGUCGUGAGUGCCUAAGGGAUAGCAGUGGGCAACCCUGAGGGGUUUAGCAGUUUUGCAGAUGAUACUCAUGACAGUGAAUCAUCUACAGUCUUGUAAACACAAGUUUUGCUUUUUUUCCUAAGUGGCAUCUUGGAAUCCGUCAUUAAGCUACUGCACCCUCGGGAAAAUACGGAGGAGCAUGACCUUCUGGAGUGAGGGUGAGGAUGACCUUGGAGUUGGCCAAGACCAUCCGCGCUCCGUCCUCCAGAAGGCAAAUUGCUGAUAGGAUCUGUAUUUUGACGGAGCAGAGUAGGAAAAUGUCCUCUGGCAGCCCCAUGUGGUGUGCUCUGAUGCAAUUCUCUAAAUGGUCAACCCACCAAAAGAUGACCCGCAGGCCCCCAUUUCAUAGGCAACCAACCUCCCAGCAGUUUGGUUCUAUAACUCAGCCCCAUCACUGCACACUGAGAUGGCUCAGGGGUUCUAGCAGGGGCUUCCAGAAUGCCGACUCUUCCAUCCUGGGGGAUCCGUUCCAAGCUGUGCUCAACCAUCACAUGGCCUCCCACAAAAGCCAGGCGUAUUUUCUGCCCGAUGACCAAGCUGUCCCACAGCCACCAGCGGUCCCUUCUUAGGCCCAGGAGGUUCUUCCCGAUGGAAGAGCCCUACGGAACGGCCAGCCAGCGGUCCCUGGCUCCUGGACUGGCAUUUGUCUCGGCAACGGUAGACGUAGAAUGUGAACGAACGCUCCCCCCGUAGUGCUGUGGAACGGUAGGAGCAUGACACACAAACAAAGACGUAGUUUUAACAGUUGAUACGGUGACAUUAAUGAUGCCUUUGUUUCCUGUUUGUGACAAAGGCCCUGCACUUUCUGCCGACGGCCCCUCAGAAUGGUCCUGAGCACAGGGCUGCCUCCGAGCCGGCCCGAGGCAAGCAGACUCAUGCAGGGAUGCUCCGUGCGCCAGAGCCACGGAGCCAGGAGGAAAUGGCCCGCAGAAGGGGCCACCUUGCCCGGGGCCCUGCCUGCUCGCCACACGUGCAGCCGGCCCGAAGACAGGCCUGGUCUGUGCUCCUUGUGGGAGUCAAGGUUGGGCUUGUCGGCCUCAGGGACAUCUCACUUCUAGCAAACCUCCAAGGGUCUUUGCCCAUCCUCGGGACAUACACAGUAGAUCCCCAUUGAAGAAACAUGUCUUUUUUCCUUUAGCGGCUCUGCAUGAUGUUGUGAUAUUGAGUUGGGCAUUCCAUUAGAGUAGAUCAUGCCACGUUGACUAAAUACACAAUUAUUUAUUCUAUUAGCAGGCACCACCUGCAAAAACGGUCGUUCGGCGGUAGCUCGGCUCCGCCCGUUAGGAACCGCUUCCAUAAGGACACCUGCUAAAUGCGUUACACAGCAAUACAGAUGUCAGUGUUACGUUAGAAUGUGCUACAGUGUGUUAGCCUAUUGCAGUCAAAGUCGUAGUGAUGUUAGAACUAAGUAACCCCUCGCUAGGUGGACUAAAGCUUUGCCCUCACCAGCCCUGCCCUUGGGUACUUGAGCUAAUUCCCACAUUGCCCUGGCUUCGUUCCUUCGUCAUGGACACCCACCACGUGUUGCUCCUAUCCUGAAACGUGGGGGAUGGCAGCCGCUGUGCCCCCUCCUCACCCCCCCCCCAUUAGGACCUGGACCUCUCUGGACGUGGAUGUCUCCCGGUCAUCCACCUCCCGGGCUGGAGUGGUUCCCACAUACCAAUGCUACAGCCUCCCCACCUGCCUUGGACCCGCCAAACCUCACCAGCCUCUUCCUGGUGUUUGGGAGACAUGUCUGAGCCCCGCACGCACCCCGGCCCACCACACGCUGGAUGAGGUUCUGGGUGGGGGGGAGUGGGGUGUCCGGGGACGGGAGGGGGCUGCUGGGCUGUUGGCACACUUGGUGAUUAUUUGAAUGGGGUCACACAUUAUUUAUCUGGCCCCUACAGUUUCUGUGUUGCAUAUUUGUGUUUGAAGCAUAUUAAAAUGAACUUGAGGGACCUUCUGUGAUAUGCACUUGAUGUACCUGUCAGCCUGGCCCUCUCAGGCUUCAGGAAACGGAGGCUGGGGAUCCAAGGCAGGGAGCAGGGAGGUGGGCUAGAGUCAGUUGGAAAAGGACACAAAAGACUGAGUACGGUCCCCUCACCACUGAUUUUAAAUUCAGACCUGAACAGGUGUAUGUUUCCACCCCAAAGAGAGCUUGGUGUGUCCUAAAUCCCAUCAGUUUUAUCUGGAUCAUCACAGACCUUUCUCUCGAGUGACAAUGGCCACCAUCAUGCAGUUCCUUAUCACGAGCCUUUUCCCCCAACCAGGGGGCUGGGGGACAGGGUGGGGGAACACAGGACCCUGGAGAGCUCUGUAGCUCUCCCUAUAACACCCCCAAGUGCAGCCGGGACACCCGUUUCUACCUGAAAGCACUUGCCCCCACCCCUCACCUGCCUCAGGUUGGCCAGGCCGACCCUGCAGUGUCCACAUGGGCCUGCCCCUUCCUGGGGUCACAGGGAGCCCCCCGGGUCGGCCAGCUCCCCGUGGUGGUUUUGCAGGGCAUGUGGGAGUGGCAGCUACCUGAGAGACCCCAGCAAGCCUGCCCUCCGGGACAGCUGCCGAGCAAGAGACCUCUUGCAGGGGAUAAAUCAGGAGUCACUUCAGGACGUGAGAGGAACACCACAGUCCCCCUCUGAAUCACCCACACCU